AAACUUUCAAAGCCUAAACUCAACGUGUCAAAAGAGAAUUUUCGUUAUCAUCUGGAUGUUUGUGAUAAAAAUGUAUUUCUCAUCAAAUACACUAUCUUAACUCUCGUCUCAGUGAUUAAAGACACUUUAAAUCAUCAUUCAUAAUCAUCACAGAUGCAAAGUAACUGAAGAAAAUCUACGUGGAGGGAGCAGAAAGAGAGUGCACAAUGACCACGUAUCGACCAAAGGGAGCUCUUGCGAGGGCUGUGUACGAUAAGGUGCACAAUGAUCAGUAUUUAGAUGGAUAUGAUAUGAAAUUGUGGUAUGAAAUGCCAAAACCACUCCAUAAGAGAUUUCAAACGAAAUUUGUGGACUUCAAAGAGCCUGAUAGUAUCACGAUGGAAUGGCUGGAUAAGGCGAAAUUUAAAUCAUCGAAUCUCUGGGUUCAGGUCUGGCACAUCGUGGCCAGACUGUUUCUGGGUAUUUUUAUGACUCAGACUGAUGUUAAUGGCCUCCUGAAACGUGGCUCGAUGUUCAUCUUGUCGGAGCAACAGUUUAUGGAUCUGUUGAAAGCAGGUGGCUUCAAAAUUGACCAAGUGGGAGAUGCCUUUGAAAUGUUGGAUAUUGGUGCAGGAGAUGGAGAGGUGACUACGCGUCUGGCUCAGGCGGUUUUCCGUCUUGGACCAGAGAAUAUGCCUCUGCGUGUCUUCACGACUGAGACCAGUUGGACGAUGCGUGAACGUCUCCAGAAGAGGCAUUUCACUGUGAUCGAUAAGAUAACUGAUGCGCAGCAGGUAGAUUUAAUUGCCUGCCUCAAUGUUCUUGAUCGCUGUGCAGACCCUCAUCAGAUUCUCAGUGAUAUUCAUACCACAUUAUCUCCAAAUGGAAGGGCCAUUUUCGCCUUGGUUCUCCCUUAUAGUCAUUAUGUGGAGAUGAAUACUUCUCACAUGCCAAUUAAACCUCUUCUACCGCACUGGCCACAUAGUCAGCGUGUGCCUUUCGAGGAGGAGGUCACUGUAUUCUUCGAGCAACUCGAGGAAGCUGGUUUCCGUGUUGAUGCCUGGACCAAGGCACCAUAUUUGUGCGAAGGCGAUUUAAGACAGUCUUUCUACUGGCUCAUUGAUAUUGUUGCUGUUGUUUCAAAGAAAUAAUUCACAGGACACGAGUUAUUCAACUGCCAAUUUACCAAAGUUCUUGACAAAUCAUUUUUUUGUUAAUUAAAAUUGUACUAGGAAAUUUUAGGCAAAAA
This is a messenger RNA of Phlebotomus papatasi, 1228 nucleotides long. Its product is annotated as protein-L-histidine N-pros-methyltransferase. The coding region runs from base 207 to 1130 and encodes 307 amino acids. Lineage: Eukaryota; Metazoa; Arthropoda; Insecta; Diptera; Psychodidae. The record is from RefSeq and is a predicted model, not a curated record. Gene Ontology annotation, molecular function: protein-L-histidine N-pros-methyltransferase activity. The transcript is spliced from 5 exons.